UAGUCUUCAAACCCCAACGUGAUAUAAUGUAAACGGUGGGUUAAAAUUAGAAUAAAAGGGAUAUUUCGAAGGAUCAUGAUUCUUUAUUUGUGAAUUGGUAACAAGUCGAUUAGCGUAGACAAUUAUAGAAAGCGAAGAUCUAAAGGUCGGCCUUUGCCUGGAGGCGAGGAAGGCUAUGCCGUUUGGCAUUAAGGGUUCUCUUCCUCUUUUCACAACCCCCUUUUCUAUGUUUAAAGGCUUAUUCACAGCAUGGAAGGCAUGGAAUCAGUGUGUUUUGGAUGUGGGCAUUAUCAAGAACGAGUUCUAUCAUUCCGUGGAAUCCUCUGGCGAUUUGGUGUUCUGUGUGACUUACUUUUUACAGCUUUUGUUGGCUGUACUUAACAGAUUGUACUUAGUUCUGCAAGCACAACAGAGGUUCUCAUGCAAGUCUUGAUUGGCAAAAGCAGCAUCUGCUCAAUAUUGUCAAAUAAUUUUCAAUUCAAUAAAUAGUAUCUCAUUUAAAAAAAUUCAGGGUAAGGGAAUAAAAUCGCUGUUUUCCAGUGUCAAGAUCUUUCUUGGUUCACAGCUGGAGUUUUAUCUACUCUAUGAUCCUUUUAAUGGAGGAGGUGUAUAAACCUAUGAAUUUGAUAUGCAUUGCAACUUGGGCCAUGGACCUUCUGAUCACAGCAAUUAUAUGAUUGGUGAGACAAGGGCAGGAAUGCUGACUAUUAUAUGCAUGUAUGCUUUCUGCACCAAAGGGUGAUGCAUGAAAUCACCUAGAUACUAGAUGGUUGUUUAAUAAGAACAAAAAUUCCAUUACCAGACAUUGGCGUGAAGGAGAUGUCAAUUGCUGGUUGGAAGUUAAUGGCUGUUGUUUACCAGCCAGUUAGAAUUUUUACUGGUAUAUUAAUAGGCUUAUACCUUUUAGAAGUCAUAGCAGGGAGCCAGAUAAAACACCAUAGCUUGCAUAUCUGUGCCUGUGGAGGCAAUUUUGAGAUGAAUAAAAAAGAUCUGAGUCAUUGAAAUCUCUUCUCUCAAGCACUAUUAUCCAAGAACCAAUGGACCGGUACAAGGUUAUUAAGGAGGUGGGAGAUGGCACCUAUGGGAGUGUGUGGAGAGCGAUUAACCGGUCUACUAGUGAAAUUGUUGCAAUUAAGAAAAUGAAAAGAAAAUAUUAUUCCUGGGAGGAAUGCAUGAAUCUCAGAGAAGUUAAAUCUCUUCGGAAAAUGAACCAUCCUAAUAUAGUGAAGCUGAAGGAGGUCAUCAGAGAAAAUGACAUUCUAUAUUUUGUUUUUGAGUAUAUGGAAUGCAAUUUGUACCAGCUAAUGAAAGAUAAGGUCAAGCUUUUUCCAGAGUCAAAGGUACGGAAUUGGUGCUUUCAAGUAUUUCAAGCCCUUGCUUAUAUGCAUCAACGUGGAUACUUUCAUCGUGACCUUAAGCCUGAAAAUCUGCUGGUUACAAAAGAUGUUAUCAAGAUUGCUGAUUUUGGUCUUGCACGAGAGGUCUGCUCAGAGCCACCAUUUACGGAAUAUGUAUCAACACGAUGGUAUCGAGCUCCUGAAGUCUUGCUACAGUCCUCUUCCUAUGGCUCUGCUGUAGACAUGUGGGCUAUGGGAGCUAUCAUGGCUGAGCUAUUUACUCUUCGCCCUCUUUUUCCUGGGUCCAGUGAAGCAGAUGAGAUAUACAAAAUCUGCAGUGUAAUUGGCAGUCCUAAUAAUCAGUCUUGGUCUGAAGGCUUAAGACUUGCUAAUUCUAUCAAGUAUCAAUUCCCGCAGUUUAUUUCCACCCAUCUUUCUGUCCUGAUACCAACUGCAAGCCCUGAAGCUAUUGAUCUGAUGGCUUCACUUUGUGCAUGGGAUCCAAACAAGAGGCCAACUGCAGCUGAAGCACUGAAGCACCCAUUUUUCCAGGCUUGUGUGUACAUACCCCCUUCUCUUAGACCAAAAGAACCAAUAUCCAAGCAUCGAUUUUCAGGAAAGGGAGCCUUUGAAGGAAAACUUGGCAAGCAGAACUUGGAGGUGGUAGCUAAUACAAAAACAUCAAAUAAUCAUCAUGCAGGAAAGAUACCCGAUCCUUUCUAUAAAGUACCACAACAGAAGGAGCCCUUGGAAAGACAGAGUGUGAAACAGGAACAAGGCAUUAAAAGUAAUACCAGACAGCCUCGUUACCAGCCUCCAAUCAGUAAUGGAAAAGAUCUAUCAGCUGUGGCUGGCAAUUUUGAGGGUGUCACUGGCAUCCGUGUUUAUCCUUCAAAUAGGCAAAUGGGAAGGGAAGUUUCAGGUCAUUCCUCUGGCACUUUAAUGAGACCUAGUCUAAAGGCAGGUGCAUGGCGAAAGCAGCCAGAGGUGUUUAAACAUAACAAAUCUGAACAGCAUGUCAGAGGCUUUGCUAAUGAUCACAAUCGUUAUGAUAAUCUUGCAAAUGUUGGUUAUUUUCGAAGGUUGUGAGCUUGGAAUCGGGUGGAAGUUCUGAGGAACAAUAAACUAUGGUGGCGAUAGCUUGAAUUGUUCUGAUAAGCUGUCCACUUGCUCGUUUUUUGUAUUUUUUGCGAUAACAUGUUCUAAUCUUGGUUCCACCAGUGCUAACUUUCCAAUGAAGGCAUAAGCAGUCCAGGCCUAAGCUUAUGCUACAAUUAUGAAACUUAGAAAACUAUAACUACAUAUAUUUGUGUGAUUCAAUGUGUCUUGCCUCUCUUAUGUUAGAGGGGGUGGCAUGCAGACACUUCCAUAAGGAUUUUGACUUCCAACAAUAAAUCGUAAGCAGUGUAUCUUAGUCUACAUCAGAAAUCAACUGUAAAACCUAAGAGUUUUUGCUUGUUAGUCUUUAAAUGUAAGCAGUUUAUCCUGUUUUAUGUCAAAAAUCAUACAUUAAAAUCUAAAGUUGUAUGCAUGUUGUCUUUUGAUCA
Messenger RNA from Cryptomeria japonica (Japanese cedar), 2884 nucleotides. RefSeq names its product cyclin-dependent kinase F-4. Gene Ontology annotation, cellular component: nucleus; cytoplasm. The record is from RefSeq and is a predicted model, not a curated record. NCBI's taxonomy places the organism in Eukaryota, Viridiplantae, Streptophyta, Pinopsida, Cupressales, Cupressaceae. Gene Ontology annotation, molecular function: protein serine/threonine kinase activity; ATP binding. The transcript is spliced from 20 exons. Bases 1038 to 2426 code for a protein of 462 amino acids. Gene Ontology annotation, biological process: intracellular signal transduction; protein phosphorylation.